This is a messenger RNA of Physcomitrium patens, 4242 nucleotides long. Its product is annotated as putative ubiquitin-conjugating enzyme E2 23. Gene Ontology annotation, molecular function: ubiquitin conjugating enzyme activity. Lineage: Eukaryota; Viridiplantae; Streptophyta; Bryopsida; Funariales; Funariaceae. The record is from RefSeq and is a predicted model, not a curated record.
CCUUUGUACCUUACAUAUGCUCCACGACGCCAUAGCCAGUGCUAGAUCAUCAACUCCCUCGUUUCAUCAUCUCUAUCCUAAUUUCUUUGUCUCCAUUUUUUUUUUUUUUUUUUUUUUUUUUUCCUCUUUCGCCCGGCCAUAACUUGUUGCUGUAUGUGAUCGAGCGAUGCCUACAUAUGUGGUUUCAAGCCAGCACGGUGUGUCAUCACCGCCCUUUUUAUGAACACAGCUGGUGGCGGUAGCAGGGAGGAGAGCUUUGUUAGAUUGGUGAGAGAAGAAUUGCAAUCGAUGUAUCGAGGUUCUUGAAGAAAUUGCGGGAGAAUUUGGACAGACAUAUUUUUUUGUUUAGGUCAGGUUGCGGUUGAAAAGUCAGAGUAGUGGAGGUGGCUUUGCAUGUUGUAAGGUUUGGAGGAAUUGGCUCUCAGUUCAAGAGAUGGAUAGGCCGCCGGAAGGAGGAGAUGGAGCGGAAGCGGAGGGGCUUCGAGCGUCAGUGGUGCAGCUGUUUCAAGAGGAUAUUGUCCAAAGUUUGGCAAAUCCAGGACGGAUUGGGAUGGUGACGAGGGUUGGAGGGGAUUCGUCGGAUUCAGAUUCGUCGGACAGUGAGGAUGAGGCAGAAGACGACCAUGAUCGUACUCUUGCGGAAGGCUCCGCUCGCAUUGUGUGGAUUGAUUCUCAGGAGUCAGUAGAAAAGGUGGCGGACUUGCAGGUGGUGGACAGGGCGUUCAUGCAUGGCGAUAUUGUGGCGUUGGCGUCCGAUCCAUUGGGGCAGACGGGGACAGUUAUGGACGUUGACAUGGCGGUUGAUCUGGAGACAUCCAACAAGGAAGUAGUGAAGAACAUCGACAGCCGGCUUCUUCGUCGAGUGCGUGCAUUAUCACCUGGGGAUAAUGUCAUUCGCGGCCACUGGCUUGGUCGGGUGGAGGAAGUAAUAGACAAUGUGACGGUGUUGUUUGAUGAUGGAAGCAAAUGUAAAGUACAGCAUGCGGAACCGAGUCGUUUGGUUCCGAGUAGUGAAAGCUUGAUGGAUGAUACCGAAUCGCCAUACUAUCCAGGGCAACGAGUUCGGGCUGCUUCGACUGGGAUUUUUAAAACCGCGAAAUGGUUGCGGGGCGUCUAUAAAGCGAACAGGAUGGAAGGGACUGUAUCAGAGGUUGAAGCCGGUCUGGUGAUUGUAUACUGGAUCGCUGUUUCAGCUCUCCAUUCUUCCGCAGUCCCUUCGGAGGAGCAAGAUCCUCGCGACCUUGUACCAAUGACAUAUUUCACUCAUACAAAUUGGCAAAUUGGAGAUCGUGCCAUUCUUCCCCAAACUUCAAAGGUGUCUGCUGCAGACGCUGGAGGAAUAUCAAGUGCCGCCUCUGAAGUAGGUGCUUUGGAUGUGCGCAAUGGAGAGUCUUCAUCUUUGGAGGGCUCCUCUGAAAACAUAGGACAUAAUGCGGUCGAGUUGACUGGCUCGACGGAAGGAGUAGUUGAUGAGGUAGCUGAGGAAACUGCUGAUGAGGUUGCUGCUUCUAAACAACGUAAGAUUGGCAAGCUUAGAAAGGUAUCAAGGAAAGAAAAGAAAGCAUCAAGAAAGGACAAACACUUGGAGAAGGCUGCUUUGGUUGUGAAUACUAGAACAUCUGUGGAUAUAUUGUGGCAGGAUGGCAGUAAAUCUUCUAAAGUUGAUUCAUGUUCUCUAGUUCCAAUUGAGCAUGUUGGUGAUCAUGAUUUUUGGCCGGAGCAGUACGUGCUAGAGCAAGGCCCAGAUGGUGAUGAUCUUGACAAUGAAGUGCGUCGUGUAGGCAUUUUGAAAAGUGUUGAUGCAAAACAACGCACGGCAGUUGUUCGAUGGUUAAAGCCAGUUGCACGUCCAGAGGAGCUUCGAGAAUUUGGCGAAGAAGAAACUGUUAGCGUGUAUGAGCUUAUUGGACAUCCAGAUUAUGCUUACUGUUUAGGGGAUGUUGUGAUUCGUCUUGCUCCUGCACCGAGUGGUGUAUUUGAGUCAGAAUCAUAUGAAUCCGACGCAUCAAGUGUGGAAGAUGCUGAGGAUCAUGACCUUGAUGUCUCUGAGAAAGGAAAAGAUCAUGUAAAGGCUCAGACGUUAAGGAAGAAAUCAGAGGACCUUGCUGGAGAGAUUCUGGAUUUGUCAUGGGUUGGGAUCAUCAUAGGCCUUCAAGAUGGAGAUAUUGAGGUCCAUUGGGCGAAUGGCUUGGUUUCAAAGGUCGGACCUCAAGCAGUAUUUGUAGUGACUCGUGAUGAGGACGAUAUGUCGUCUGCUCACACAAGUGAUCUUGAGGAUGAGAAUGACGGUGAUGAUGGUGCCAGCUGGACAACUGUAGACUCUGCUGAAGAGCGCGCUCGUGAGUUGGAAUUAGGUUUGGAACCGGCAAACGAAGAUGAUGAACCGAGAAGGGAUGCAAGACCUGCUCAAGAAACUGUAGAUGAUGAUCUCAACAAUCCGAACCCUCCACUUUUCAAGGGUCCCAUUGCAGCAGCUAUUGGACUUGUGUCUCGGAUGGCUAAUGGGCUCCUUGGACUUAGGGGGAACAACAGGGAUUUAGCACAUAUUCGGAAUGGUCAAGGUCGUCUACCUUCAAAGCACGGAUUGGAAGAGAUUCUUGAUGAUGCUGACUGUGGGAGCUCAAGGGAUUCUCGUUAUGUGGUUGAUCGUCUCCGGAAAAGGGAUACCACCUCUUGUAUUACUGCAGUAUCUGAAGAGGAUGGGAGACCUACUUCAAGCGAACAAGAGGGUGAAAGUCAAGCUGCUGCAAAGGAUGAAAUUGAUGGGUGUGCAGAAUCAAAUGAACAAACUGAUUCCGACCUUGGCAGUCGCUUAGAGAAGACGAACAUUUCACAACGCUCCACAUCAGAAGUAGAUACAACACAAGACAACGGAUCUUACUUACGUACAAGCUCAGAACCAGGUUCUGGUACGAGGGUUUUAAUGUUUGAGAACAUCAAACACUUUGACAUCGUCUCUGAUCCUUCUGACCACCACUAUAUUACUGAGACUGCCCAGGCGACCAGUCAACGCAGAUGGGCAAGGAAAAUUCAAAGCGAGUGGAGUAUUCUUGAAAAGAAUCUUCCUGAUACAAUAUAUGUGCGGGUCUACGAGGAGCGAAUGGAUUUAUUGAGGGCUGUGAUACUUGGUGCACCUGGUACUCCAUACCACGAUGGGUUAUUCGUUUUCGACUUGUACCUGCCUCCGGAGUAUCCUCAUACACCUCCUCAAGCGUAUUAUCACUCUGGAGGAUUGAGGUUAAACCCAAAUCUUUACGAAAAUGGGAAAGUGUGCCUCAGCCUCCUUAACACCUGGACUGGAAAGGGAACAGAAGUGUGGGACCCUCAGGAAUCAAGUAUUCUCCAAGUUUUAGUAUCGAUUCAAGGCUUGGUACUCAACACAAAGCCUUACUUCAACGAAGCCGGUUAUGAUCGACAAGUUGGGACCUUGGAAGGGGAGAAAAACUCCGUUGUGUACAACGAAAAUUCAUUUCUAUUGUCUCUCAAGUCGAUGCUUUACCUUAUUCGCCGACCACCGAUGCACUUUGAAGAUCUUAUUCGGAAAAAUUUUAAGCUUAAGGGUGCUAGUUUGCUGCGGUCUUGUGAGGCUUACUUACAAGGGGCACCGGUGGGAUCACUGGUAGAGAACAAAAACACCUCCACACUAGCUGACACUGAACUGGUUGGGGCUGACAAAAGUUCUGCUGGGUUUAAACUGAUGUUGAAGAAACUUGUGGUGAAGCUCGAAGAGGCAUUUAAGGAGCUAGGAGUUGAAUACGAUGAAUCAUUAUGACGACGGGUUUGUAAUCAAACAGAAGUCACCAUUACAGGGGUAUUGUGAAAUUGAGGAAAGCUUCCCUUGAGAUUCUCAGAUGUUCAGAUGCAUACCCCAUUGAACACUAUGUUCAUGAAGGUUUUCCUUGCGCCGCCACAUCUCCUUGGGCAGAGUUGGUAAUCAGCACAGGGUGGAGUUAGACAUCUCUUUGCAGGACUAGGGUCUUACUUUUUCUAGGACACGCACACCUUUAGUCGGUCUCUCUUGUUGAGAAAUAAAUUUCUCUUCGUAGUAAUUAGAUUUUCACCUGGUCGCGAAACUUAGUGUUGUACUGAAUUGUUCUCGAAUGGUACUCAAAUUGGGAGUAUACAUCGUCUAUCAUUAGUGGGCUCUAACUACGACUGUGUGCCAAAGACUUACAGGUGCCAUUGGUUUUUGGGGUUCUCAGAUUCACCUAUAUCCGUCAACACUAUUGUCUUUCAUUUGAA